AUGAUGUUUCGUCUUCCGCCACCACCACGCUUCACUCUUCUACCACCGCCGAUGCUCUCAUCCGAUAUUUUCGAUCCAAAACUACUCUUUCGUUUAAGUUGUUCGUCCAUCCAACAACAUCAACGUCAACAAAAACAACAGAUGAUUAAUUCGCGCUUGAUUAUGUUCAGCUGUGUUUGUCUUUUCAUAAUUCUUCUAGUUAUUUUCAUACAGUAUCAUCGUCGACGAAAAUCUCGCCCUGAUACUCAUCAACAACAAUCGAAAUCACUACCAGUCAAUACCACUACAUCGCUACAAUCCAGUCGAUCGUAUGAAAGUAUCUCAUCUGGAAACACCGGUUAUUAUGUGGAAUCUAUUGAUACAUCAGCAACAACAUAUUCUACGGAUCCAAGUAACACAAUCUGCUUUUCUUAUUCCGAAGAACGUCAUUACUCGUCGAUUUCGCCGCCACCUCCGUAUUAUCAUACACUUGAUAUUCUUCCUUCCUAA
This is a messenger RNA of Adineta ricciae, 489 nucleotides long. NCBI's taxonomy places the organism in Eukaryota, Metazoa, Rotifera, Eurotatoria, Adinetida, Adinetidae. The record is from the annotation of a GenBank genome assembly.